Molecule: messenger RNA, 1099 nt
Organism: Solanum lycopersicum (tomato)
Lineage: Eukaryota; Viridiplantae; Streptophyta; Magnoliopsida; Solanales; Solanaceae
Product: gamma carbonic anhydrase-like 2, mitochondrial
Source: RefSeq, a predicted model, not a curated record
UAUUGAAUCAUUUCAUUUCACAUCCAUUUGUGAGCUCGCAAAAAUCCCUCUCUCUAUCUCAGACGCACAGAAGCCGCUUCAAAAAUCUGCAAUGGCGACACUAGGUAGAUUAUCGAGAAGAGUCAUAGCGUCAACUAUCUCCGGUCACCUCCGCCACCACCAGAGUCACAAUCUCAUCCGCCGUUCGCUGGCGACGGAAGCUCAGGCGGCAAUAAAUGAAUCGCCGGAUCGAGUGAAAUGGGACUAUAGAGGGCAGAGGAGGAUCAUUCCAUUAGGUCAGUGGGCACCGAAAAUAGCCGUCGAUGCCUACGUGGCGCCGAAUGUUGUCCUUGCUGGUCAGGUGACUGUCUGUGACGGCGCUUCUGUAUGGAACGGAGCCGUCCUAAGAGGAGAUCUAAAUAAGAUUACAGUAGGGUUCUGCUCUAGCAUUCAGGAAAAAUGUGUGGUUCACGCUGCUUGGUCUUCUCCUACAGGGCUGCCAGCAGAAACAGUAGUAGACAGGUACGUUACAGUUGGUGCAUACUGUCUGUUGCGAUCCUGCACAAUUGAGCCAGAAUGCAUUAUAGGGCAGCACUCUAUCCUUAUGGAAGGUUCAUUGGUGGAGACUAACUCGAUCCUUGAAGCUGGGUCGGUGCUCCCACCUGGGAGGAGGAUUCCAAGUGGUGAACUCUGGGCUGGGAAUCCCGCAAGAUUUGUCAGGACCUUGACCCAUGAAGAGAUAAAAGAGAUACCUAAACUUUCCACUGCAAUAAAUGAUUUGGCCAAUGCUCACCACUCAGAAUUUCUGCCUUACUCCACCGUAUAUUUGGAAGUUGAGAAGCUUAAGAAGUCAUUUGGUAUUUCGAUUUAGAAGUUCUGUUUUUUUCGAUUGUACUUGUUGGGAGGAAAUAAGAAAAUUGUAAGACUCGUAAGUGAAACUUAGGGUCUGUUGUUCUUUUAAAUGUGAUUCUACAAUCCAGCGGAGCAAAUGUUUGUUCUCUGUUCAUGAAUUUUCUUCUAACACUCCGAUUUGGACAUCAAUACAUGUUAUGCUUUCCGAAAUCUCGAAUAUGCUUCGAGAUUUCUUGUAUUAAAUUAGAUGAAGAGCUUUUAGCUAUUG